Molecule: messenger RNA, 2310 nt
Organism: Camelina sativa (false flax)
Lineage: Eukaryota; Viridiplantae; Streptophyta; Magnoliopsida; Brassicales; Brassicaceae
Source: RefSeq, a predicted model, not a curated record
CAAAAUGGUAAACAAAUUAAUAUCAUCAUCCACGUCACUACUUUCACCUAUAAAAUGUUCCCGCUACCACUAGCAAAAUCCCAAAACAAAGAGAGUAGUCCACCAUGAAACUAAGCAACACCACUCUCGUCUUCUUCUUCUUCUUCCUCAUCUCUCUCUUCUCUUUAUCGUCGUCAGCUUCAUCUAACAAUGGCUCGACCAUCUUGUUCACGACGAUAGGGAGACCCACUUUCGAAUUCGACAUCUUCACUCUCCCAACAAACAAACUUCCACCCUCUCCCGCAGAUGAGCAUCGUCUCACCGAUGGCACGUCCAUUAAUUUCAACGGCCAUUUCGCUUCUCCUUCUCCGGCGCUUAUCUCACUUCUUCCCAACAACUCUCGUAUUCAACUACAAGACUCGUCUCUUGUACAUCUCAUCUACGUUACCGAGAGAGACGGCACGCCUAGCUUAAACUACGACGUCGUUUCUAACUCCGGGUCAAGAGUUCGUGGUCAGUUAUUUUCCGGCGAUAAGAGUGGCAUGGCUGUGAACUCGAUGCAGGAUAAGCCUGUUUUGACUAACGAGUAUCUCGUUUACGUGUCGACACAUGAGGAUCCGGGUAAGCCGAUGGCGAGUUGGGCCGCCGUAUACUCUACCGAGUUACGAUCUAAGUCGACUCGACGUUUGACACCACCUGGAAUCGCUGAUUUUUCUCCGGCGGUGUCUCCGUCUGGGAAAUGGACCGCCGUGGCUUCGUUCGGGGAGAAAGGAUCGGCUUGGAGCUUGGUUGCGAAACAGAUUAGUACAGACAUCUACGUUUUCCUGACUAGUGACGGGACUCAGCGAGUUAAGGUCGUCGAGCUAGGAGGCUGGCCGAGUUGGGUCGACGAUUCUACUCUUUAUUUCCACCGGGAAAGCGACGACGGCUGGAUCAGCGUGUACCGAGCGGUUUUACCCAAAACCGGACCGGUUAACAUCAAAUCGGUUUUGGUUCAACGAGUCACACCACCGGGUGUUCACGCGUUCACACCCGCCGCGUCACCAAACAACAACAACUUCAUCGCUGUUGCCACAAGGAGGCCAGGAUCAGACAUCCGCCACGUGGAGCUCUUCGAUUUGAAGAAGAACGCGUUCGUCGAGUUGACUCGUCUUGUAUCGCCGAUGAGUCAUCACUUUAACCCGUUUCUUUCCGCUGACUCGUCCCGGGUCGGGUACCAUACCUGCAGAGGCGACGCAACUGGACGUAAAACUCCCCGGAAUCUCCUCCAGAACAUCAAAACCACUUCCGACGACCUCUCUCUCUUCAGAUUCGACGGCGCGUUCCCGACAAUCUCGCCGGAAGGUGAUCGGUUCGCGUUUCUCUCUUUCACAGGCGUGUUCGUGGUGAACCAAGACGGUUCAGGUCCACGUCAGGUGCUUCCGCAGAUGGGAUUUGGAACAGUUUGGGAUCCAGUUCGACGUGGGAUACUGUACACAAGCUCAGGCCCGGCUUUAGCACCAGGGAAAUCUCAAAUCGAUGUUCUCGCCAUUAACGUCGACGCAACAAACCCGUCAACCGCCGUUAAGAAGCUCACGACUAAGGGGGAGAACAACGCGUUUCCAUGGCCGUCACCUGACGGUAAAAGGAUCGUGUUCCGUUCUGCUCGGUCCGGUACUAAAAACCUUUAUAUUAUGGACGCGGAGAAAGGUGAAGCUGGUGGUUUGUUCCGGUUAACUAAUGGGAACUGGAACGACACGAUUGCUACUUGGUCACCAGAUAACAAUUGGAUUGUGUUUGCAUCGAACCGGGAAUUUCCCGGUACGUUGUUGAUGAAUUUGUAUGUAGUUCACCCGGAUGGAACCGGUUUAAGGAAGCUGGCGCAGAACUUGACCGGUGGGGUGUCCAUGCAUCCUAUGUUUAGUCCCGACAGUAAGAGAAUCGUGUUUACUUCCAUUUAUGCUGGACUCUCGGCUGAGCCGAUUGGUACUCCGCGUUUCAACGUCCCGAGUAGUGAGAUCUUCACGGUGAAUUUGGACGGCUCUGGUUUGACGAGGCUCACGCAUAACUCGCUGGAAGAUGGACCACCCAUGUGGUUCCCCAAGAUCAAAGCUACUGGUGAUGUGGCUUGGCCUAAGAGGUUUGGGCCUAGUUGCGCUAUGGAAGAUUUCAAGACGCAAAAUACGACCCAGAAAAUGACGGCUAUAAAUAAGCGCGCAACAAUGUCUUUGUGUGCUGUUCCUUCGCAAUGAUUUUGUAGCCUAAAGAAAUAAUAUUUUUUGUUAUGAUGAUAUUUUUUAUUAAGUAUUUUGGUAGCCUAAAGAAAUAAUAUUCCUUAAGAUUUUUAAUAUU